AAUUACUUUAAUGCGGCAUUGCUUUCUAGUACCAAACAUGGUGGAGGCCAGCGAUGGGAGCAUGGAGGAGAAAGUCAUCAACGAGGAGUACAAAAUCUGGAAAAAGAACACCCCUUUCUUGUAUGACAUGGUGAUGACACAUGCCUUGGAAUGGCCAAGCUUAACAGUACAGUGGUUACCAGAUAUACAGAAGGCGGAAAAUGGUGACUACACUACACAGCGGCUGAUUCUUGGAACUCAUACAUCAGACGAGCAAAAUCACUUGCUAAUCAGUAAGAUCCAGCUGCCCACUGAUGACGCUCAAUUUGACGCUUCUCGAUACGAUACUGAAAAAGGAGAGUUCGGUGGUUUUGGCGCCAUUACUGGUAAGGUUGAAACGGAAAUCAAAAUCAACCAUGACGGUGAAGUCAACCGAGCACGGUACAUGCCACAAAACCCUGUAAUUAUUGCGACGAAAUCGCCUAGCGCUGAGGUGUUCGUCUUCGAUUACACCAAGCACUCCUCUGUACCCAAGGACAAUCAGUGCAAACCUCAGCUGCGACUUCGUGGUCACACCAAGGAAGGUUAUGGAUUGUCAUGGAACCCGAACAAACAGGGACAUAUCCUUUCCGCAUCCGAUGAUAUGACAGUAUGCCUUUGGGAUGUACAAGCAAACGAGGUCAGUGCUGGAUAUCUGGACGCAAAAACAAUCUUCAAAGGUCAUACUGCAGUGGUUGAAGACGUCGCUUGGCAUGUGCUACAUGAAGCAGUUUUUGGUUCUGUUGGCGAUGAUCACAAACUGAUGAUCUGGGAUAUCCGUGGAAGUCAGCCUGCACACACCGUCGAUGCUCACUCGGCUGAAGUCAACUGCUUGUCGUUCAAUCCUUACUCAGAAUUUAUCCUCGCCACUGGAAGUGCUGAUAAGACUGUUGCCCUUUGGGAUUUGCGAAACAUGAAGCUCAAAUUGCAUUCAUUUGAAUCACACAAGGACGAAAUCUUCCAAGUGCAAUGGAGCCCGCAUAAUGAGACGAUUUUGGCUAGCAGCGGAACCGAUAGGAGGCUUCAUGUCUGGGAUCUGUCGAAGAUUGGUGAGGAACAGAUUCCUGAGGAUGCUGAGGAUGGCCCGCCUGAGCUUCUUUUCAUCCACGGUGGUCACACAGCAAAAAUCAGCGACUUUUCUUGGAAUCCUAAUGAGCCAUGGGUAGUAUGUAGCGUUUCGGAGGAUAACAUCAUGCAGGUUUGGCAAAUGGCAGACAAUAUAUAUAACGAAGGAGAAGAAGAAACACCUGCUGAGCAACUGGAGCGAUAAUUUCUUUGACUCCAUCGUUCUUAUCUUUCUAACAGAAGCUUCCAUUUUUCAACUUUCCGGUUACUGUAAUUGUUGUAAUUGUUUUCAUUUUGUGUGGAAUCUACGGAUACAUGUACAAGCAUCUCAAUUUGUGUAUCUAAGUAGAAGUACAAUGUAAUUUUUCCUGUAAUUGAAGUACAUUGCAAAAGGUGGUCUGUAUGUUAAUGAUUGUUGGCAUAAACAUAUUCACUUUUCA
Cylicocyclus nassatus is the source of this 1523-nucleotide messenger RNA. NCBI's taxonomy places the organism in Eukaryota, Metazoa, Nematoda, Chromadorea, Rhabditida, Strongylidae. The record is from the annotation of a GenBank genome assembly.